Molecule: messenger RNA, 1887 nt
Organism: Cuculus canorus (common cuckoo)
Lineage: Eukaryota; Metazoa; Chordata; Aves; Cuculiformes; Cuculidae
Product: opsin-5
Exons: 4
Coding region: 264-1310 (348 amino acids)
Biological process (GO): G protein-coupled receptor signaling pathway
Cellular component (GO): membrane
Molecular function (GO): G protein-coupled receptor activity
Source: RefSeq, a predicted model, not a curated record
CCAGGCAGGCGGGAUCGCUCUGGCAGUGGCUCUGCCAAGCUUUCAUUCCAUCUCUCCUGGGAGGGAGCCUUUCUCUCACUCCAGGCUUCUCCCCUGCCAAAUAAGAGGGAGGGAGAGAGGAGAAAGCAGCAGGGUCCCUUCACCCCGCAGCACCCAAGUGCCCAGCGCACAUCGGCAGCAGACAAGCCAUGCGGAAGAGUCUCUUUGCCCCUACAGUCGCUUCGCCUCUGAUUUAAAACCUUCACCUGCUUCCACGAGGGACCAUGGAGGAGCAGUACAUUUCCAAACUCCACCCAAUAGUGGAUUACGGAGCUGGGGUCUUUCUUCUGAUCAUAGGCAUCCUCACAGUCCUUGGAAAUGCAGCCGUCCUUGCUACGGCUCUGAAGCGCUCUUCCCUCCUGAAGUCACCAGAGCUGCUUACAGUCAACUUGGCAGUGGCAGACAUUGGAAUGGCGAUCAGCAUGUAUCCACUGGCCAUCGCAUCCGCCUGGAACCACGCUUGGCUGGGAGGAGACGCGUCCUGUAUGUAUUAUGCCCUGAUGGGUUUCCUUUUCGGGGUCUGCAGCAUGAUGACCCUGUGUGCCAUGGCAGUGAUUCGGUUCCUCGUUACCGAUUCAUCCAAAUCCAACCGUAACAGAAUCACAAAGAAUGUCGUUUGCAUCUUGAUUACUUCCAUCUGGCUCUACUCCUUGCUCUGGGCCAUUUUGCCCCUGGUAGGCUGGGGCUACUAUGGCCCUGAGCCAUUUGGCAUCUCUUGUACAAUAGCCUGGAGCGAGUUCCACAACUCCUCCAACGGCUUUUCCUUCAUCCUGAGCAUGUUCCUCCUGUGCACGGUCCUGCCUGCACUGACCAUUGUUGCCUGUUACUUGGGAAUUGCCUGGAAGGUUCAUAAAGCAUACCAAGAAAUCCAGAAUAUCGACAGGAUCCCUCAUGCAGCUAAACUGGAGAAGAAGCUGACAUUGAUGGCCGUGCUCAUCUCGGUGGGGUUCCUGAGCUCAUGGACGCCCUAUGCAGCAGCCAGCUUCUGGUCCAUGUUUAACUCCAGCGACUCCCUACAGCCCAUCGUUACGCUGCUGCCCUGCCUCUUCGCCAAGUCUUCGACAGCCUACAACCCUUUCAUCUACUACAUCUUCAGCAGAACCUUCCGUCGGGAAAUCAAAGAGCUGCAGUGCUGCUGUGGUUGGCGAGUUCAUUUCUUUAGAGCCGACAGCUCUGCUGAAAACCCCGUGUCUGUGACGUGGAGUGUGAGAGACAACGUCCGUCUCUCUGCAGCGGCUGAGGUGGAGAACCAGGGAGCUGCAGCUCGCUGACAAACCCGGCAGAGGUCAAAACUUGGGUCCAGAUGAGUAGGAAUGCAGCGCCUCGGGUUGUCACUGUGUAUCUUAUGUCAAGUACAGAAUUUUAAGCACAUAUUUUUAAGUGACUCUCAAAUAUUAUCUCUAAGCUACACAACAACAACAAAACCCACUAUUUUUUUUUCAAGAGUUUCCACUUUGGAGGAAAUAGGUUGAUGUAUUAAACAAAAACAUGUAAACUAAACUUAUUUUCAGGGAAAAAGCUUUAAAUAAAAGAGGAUUUAUUAUUUUUGUGGGUUUUUUUUCCUUGUACUUCUGACUUCUUCAUGCAUUGUCUCUGCAAGCCCCUGGCUCUAUCAGUACAACAGCCAUCAGAAAACUAUAGGUUGAAGACCUUGAGCCGCCUGGUCCAGCGGGAGGUGCCAGGGGGGGAAAUGGAUGGGCUUUGAGAUCCCUUCCAACCCAAAGCAUUCUGUGUUACAAAAUAAACACAGCUGAGAGUGCAGCUUUCCAGCAAUACUGACAAAAAACCCUAUGGGUAGCAAGAAGUCACGCCAGGAGAAGAUCAUAAGGUGGCUGCUACCAAAAUGUC